Molecule: messenger RNA, 678 nt
Organism: Cloeon dipterum
Lineage: Eukaryota; Metazoa; Arthropoda; Insecta; Ephemeroptera; Baetidae
Product: dynein axonemal heavy chain 6-like
Exons: 4
Coding region: 160-678 (172 amino acids)
Biological process (GO): cilium movement involved in cell motility
Cellular component (GO): dynein complex; 9+2 motile cilium
Molecular function (GO): dynein intermediate chain binding; minus-end-directed microtubule motor activity; dynein light intermediate chain binding
Source: RefSeq, a predicted model, not a curated record
ACCGAGGAGGCGAGGAUUCUCAGUACAGAAAUUCAGAGAGACUUGGACGAGUGCACCCCAGCGAUAGAAGCGUCGUGCAAAGCACUUGAGUUAAUUGAAAGGAACGAGCUGAAAGACGUUAAAACGACUAAUAAGCCUUCAUCGUUGCUUCGGCUCUUGAUGGAACCUGUUUGUCUACUGCUUGGUUGCAAAUCUGACUGGGGGUCUGCGAAAGCACUUGCGGCAGAUCCAAAUUUCAUUAAAAUGGCAAUUGAGCUGGACAAGGAAAACAUCCCUGAAGCAACAGCAAAGAAGCUAAAAGAGUACGUCGACAAUCCCAAUUUUCUGCCAGAAGUUAUGGAAUCGCACUCGCGCUUCUGUCGGACCUUGUGCAUGUGGGUACGAGCCAUUCACAACUACGUCAAGGUUUAUAGAAAUCUGCAGUCAAAGAAGAGGAGACUGGAAUCGAUCGAGAGCGAAAUUCGAAUUGUCAUGUCCAAGUUAAAAGGUCACCAACAAAAAUUGGCAGACACCGACGCCAAAGUGGCAGCUCUAGAGGUUACUCAAGACCAAGGAAUGGCAGAGGCUGACGCUCUAUCUAACGCAGUUGAGGGAGCGACAGUCAAAUUGAAGAGAGCCUCUCAAUUAGGGUCUGCUUUCACGGAAUUCGAUGUUUGGAAAAUCAGGCUAACCUUUUGA